Mytilus trossulus (common blue mussel) is the source of this 1675-nucleotide messenger RNA. RefSeq lists its product as uncharacterized. The coding region runs from base 44 to 1675 and encodes 543 amino acids. The transcript has a single exon. Lineage: Eukaryota; Metazoa; Mollusca; Bivalvia; Mytilida; Mytilidae. The record is from RefSeq and is a predicted model, not a curated record. Gene Ontology annotation, molecular function: zinc ion binding.
AAUAGGAAGUAAAAUAGUCAGACAUAUUGGAUUUUAUACCAGAAUGGCGUUUUCACAAUCUUUAAAACGAGGACAAGCUCCUGCUACAUGUAAUUUUUGUGAAAAAGACACCAAGAUAAAAUGGAAAUGCAUUAAUUGUGACGUUCUCAUGUGUGAUAAAUGCAAGGACAAAAUUCACGCUAAAUUAAGAAAUAGUAAAGAACACAAUGUUAUAGAUAUCAAAGAAAUCGGAAUGUAUUAUAGUGAACUUGACUUUAGCGUUUUGAAAUGCGAGGAACACACAGGACAGUCUGCCGUUAUGUUUUGUACGUCGUGUGAUAGGCUUGUGUGCACAUCAUGCAUUUCUAAAAUCCACAAUGGCCAUGGGUUAGUAGAAAUAAGUGAGGGUUAUAACCUUAAACUGGAAAAAUUAAAAACUGAAAAAUCAGAAGCACAAAAACAAUUUAAAGAGUUGACAAAAGAAAAAGAAAAAGUAAGUCCAGUUGAUAUAAAAGACAAUGAACAAUACAAAGAUUUAAUACUGAAAAUCGAGGCUCAUAAUAUCGAAAUAAAAACAUCAGCUGACAAAUAUUCAGAAGAAUUAAAAGGUGAAUUAAAAAGAAAAUGGAGUGAAUUUCAGGUGGGAAAAGCCACAAAGAAACUCGAGAAAGUCGAAGAUAACUUUAAUAAACUCAUUUUAAAUAUCGAAGCUCUCAUGACAUCCAAGGAAGCCGAAACAGUUUUUAUCGGGUGUAAAACGUUGUCAACGGACAUCAGUAUAGAUGAAAUCGAUCACACUACCAUAUCAUUUCUCCCGGGACAAAUAUCACCUUAUAACGUGGGAUCGUUACAGGUUGUGUCUAAUGCCGUCAACGUACGUAUCGUUAAACAAUUCCAAACUGAUAUUUCUCAAGUGUUAUUUCUAUCGUUAUGUCCUGACAAUUCCUUGUGGAUGAGAAAUAAUGACGUGUUACAGAAAGUAAAACUAGUAGAACAUAAACUGACAGUAGAAUCAACAUUUAACAUUAAAGUCUAUGGAAUGGCGGUUACUCCGACUGGUGACCUGCUUCUGGUAUCGAGUGGAUCAGUACUGAAACAAAUCAGUAGUAAAACAGGAGAACUUUCUGAUUCUAUUAUCGAUGCACAACCAUUUGAUCCUAUCUCUGUACAUGUGACUAAAAGUGGUAAAGUCAUAGUGGCAGGCAGACGAGCUAUCAUUGUGAUGAACCAGAAAGGAGAACAUGAAACUAUCUAUGAAUUUGACAAAAACAACAUUCGAAUAUUUACAUGUGUUAAGAGUAUUACAAAUACAGAUAAUGGGAAUAUCUGUGUAGUGGAUAGGUUAUCUGAUGAUGGUAGAGGUAGAGUUGUGGUGCUAAAUAGUGACGGAGAUAUCCUACAGAUCUACACCGGUCAUCAUGAUGUCAAUAAUGAGGAAAAUCCGUUUAAACCAGUGAAUAUUGUUACUACACCGUCUGAUAAUAUUAUUGUGGUAGAUUUGGUAACUUAUGUCUUACAUAUACUGAAUAACUGUGGCAACCUGAUCACGCAUUAUAACACAGGCGACUUAGGAAUAGAAAUGCCACAUUCCCUUUGCUUCACAAGAACUGCGGGACAAUUGUAUAUUGGAUGUACGAGAGGAGUAGGAAGUUUAGAGAAAGGAAAGUUAUACGAAGUGAAUAUUUCUGGUUGUUAG